Molecule: messenger RNA, 974 nt
Organism: Selaginella moellendorffii
Lineage: Eukaryota; Viridiplantae; Streptophyta; Lycopodiopsida; Selaginellales; Selaginellaceae
Product: plant intracellular Ras-group-related LRR protein 7
Exons: 9
Coding region: 85-873 (262 amino acids)
Molecular function (GO): protein binding
Source: RefSeq, a predicted model, not a curated record
AGUAUUGGAGGGUCUUUUGCUUCUUCUUUGAGCUUUCUCGCGAGGAGAGAGUUGAAGUGUUUUUUUUUUUCCCGCUAGGCUUAGAUGGGCUGCUGCUCGAGCAAAGGCGCUAUUCGAAAGCGGGCAGUCAAAUGGAAGGCGACGGGAAUUGUGGGCCUUCGAGAUUCGCGUUUGAAGUCAAUCCCGAGCGAAGUCUUCGAGAUCGCCAAGGUGGUCAGGACUCUGGAUGCGUCUUGCAAUAAGAUAGGUGAGCUCCCGCUUAGCAUCGACUCCCUCCACAAUCUCCAAAGACUGAUCCUUGUAGAAAACAGCUUGACAAGGCUCCCUUCAACUUUCGUCAAGCUCACGUCGCUCAAAACGCUCGCUCUUGAUUCAAACCAAUUAUCCGAGCUCCCGGACGAGAUUGGGCUUUUGGUGCGAUUGGAACGCUUGUCUAUUGCAAGCAAUCACUUGUCCUCUUUGCCGAGCUCCAUGGGAAGCCUACGAAACCUGGUUAUUCUCGAUAUCAGCCAAAACCAGGUGAAAGUCCUCCCAGAAUCCAUAGGCAGCUGUUUCUCGCUCGAAGAAAUCCAAGCAAGUGGAAAUAGGAUCGAGCAGCUGCCACAGUCACUGAGCAAUCUAAGCCAUCUCAAAACGCUGGUACUCGCGGAGAACAAAAUCUCUCAACUGCCGAGCUCCCUUUUGAAGAGCUGUAGCGCCUUGCAAACUCUGUCGCUUCACGGCAAUCCCAUCACUGUGGAAGAUCUUCAUCGGAUGGAUGGUUUCGAGGAAUUCGAAGCUCGCAGGAGGAAAAAGGUUGACAAGCAACUUGACACAAACGUAGUCACAAACUCAAACUUUUUUGACGAUGGCAUUGACAGAAACACUACGUAAUAAACCCUGUAUCAAAUCUUUGUCUAACUUCCACAAGAACGUGUAAGUUUACGUGGAGUUUGUCAAAGAAAUCGAUAUCAUACGCGAAACUGUCCAAGAAA